This is a messenger RNA of Lodderomyces pseudojiufengensis, 2130 nucleotides long. RefSeq lists its product as uncharacterized. Gene Ontology annotation, biological process: peptidyl-threonine phosphorylation; peptidyl-serine phosphorylation. Bases 1 to 2130 code for a protein of 709 amino acids. The record is from RefSeq and is a predicted model, not a curated record. NCBI's taxonomy places the organism in Eukaryota, Fungi, Ascomycota, Pichiomycetes, Serinales, Debaryomycetaceae. The transcript has a single exon. Gene Ontology annotation, molecular function: protein serine/threonine kinase activity; ATP binding.
AUGUCGAUUAUUGAAGAGCAAUUUGCUUUAAUGAAUUUAAAUAAAUCACCUAGAAAAAGAAAAGUAUAUCCAUCAAAUUUAAAUCCAAAAGUUGUAGAUAAUCAAAUUUUAAAUAGUUCAGAAUAUCAAGUAAGAACUCCCAUUAGAAAUAUAAGUAACCAAAAAUCAGUAUCAAAAAGUACAAUUAAAUCAAAAUCAAACACAAAUAAUGAAAAUGAAUUUAACAGACGUAAUGUAUCAUUUUCUGAUCAAUCAACUUCCAAAAAAGAAUUUCAAUUUUCAUUCAUGAAAGAAACUUCUUCAUCUAUUCAAAGGCGAACGUUAUCAAAUUCAAUGAAUAAUUUAAACACUCCCUGUAAAUCAACUUACAAGUCAACCACAUCUUCAUCUUCCACUAAAAAGAGAUUGGAAUAUUCCAAACAAUUGAGAUCAAAAAGAGCAAUAUCCGGUCAAGCAUCAUCAACGUUUCCAUCUGAUAUUUCAAAUAUAUAUUCAAAUCAUCAUUCAGAUCACGCAAUGCAACCAUAUAAAACUUCGGAUAUUAACAAUCACAAUCAAUUUGAUGAAUCUCCCACAAAACCAAGAAGAGUAUUUACUCAACCACCUUCUUCUUCAAAUGAUGUAUUCCAAAGAUUGUAUCAUAAAAGCAAUUCUACAGCAAGAAGAUCAAGAAUUCCACACUCGAAAUCUUCGUCGAAUUUAUCCAAAAAAUUCUCAUCAAACACUUCCAAAAUCGAUUCCAUAAGAGAUUUAUACAAUUUACUUUAUAGUAAAAUUCCGGAUUUAUUUUCUAAAUCUUCAUCAUGUAUUAAAGAUAAUCAAAUUUAUCAUGAAAAACCACUUGAUUUGAAAAAUAUAUCCUUAAAUUCUUUGAAUGUAUAUGAGAGAGGAGAAAUAAUACGUAAGAAUAGCAUAUACUACGUCCCAACUGAGUGUUUAAGAAUUACAGGACUGAAUAACGACAAUAAACCUAAUUUUGGAUUUGAUGACAAGGAUGGAAAUUAUAUUGUUAGACCAAAUGAUCAUAUCAAUUAUAGAUAUCAAGUAAUUGAAAAAAUUGGUAAUGGAUCCUUUGGAAAUGUUGUAUUGGCUAAAGAUAAUAAAAUCAAAGAAUUGUGUGGUAAUUUAGUAGCCAUUAAAAUUAUUAACAACAAUUUCAAUUCAUCAAUUCAAUCAAUAAAUGAAAUAAAAAUGUUAAAAUUUAUAAAUCAACAACAUCGGAAAAAUAAUAAUAUAAUUCAAUUUUAUAAUCAUUUUAAUUUUAGAAGUCAUAUAUGUAUUGCAGCAGAAUAUUUAUCAUUAAAUUUGUAUUCAUUAAUGGAAUUAACCAAUUUUCAAGGAUUAUCUAUAAAUUUAAUUAAACAAUUUGCAAAACAAAUAAUGAAUGGUUUAUCAUUCUUACAUAAAUUAAAAAUAAUGCAUUGUGAUAUUAAACCUGAAAAUUUAAUGAUUAAAUUACCAUCUGAUCCAAAAUCUAAUGAAUUAAUAGUGAAAAUUAUUGAUUUUGGAUCUUCAUGUUUUGAAGAUGAAAAAAUGUAUACAUAUAUUCAAUCAAGAUUUUAUAGAGCUCCAGAAAUUAUAAUUGGUUCUAUUUAUGAUAAUAAAAUAGAUAUUUGGUCUCUUGGGUGUGUUUUAUGUGAAUUAUUUAUUGGGUCCCCUAUAUUACCAGGUAAAAAUGAAAUUGAUCAAAUUGGUUUAAUCCUUGAAAUAUUUGGAGCUCCAAAAUCAUCAACUAUUUUAAGAAUGAGAUCAAAUUUUUCAAGAUCUAUUUUAAAUUCAAAUCAUAAUAAAGUUAAAUCAAUUAAUUUUAAUCAAAUGACUAAUAAUGAUACUACCGCCAAUUUUCCAAAUGAAAAACAAAUUAAAAAAACUUUAUUAUAUAAAAUUUUUGAUCUUAAUGGAAAAAUUAAUUUAAAUAUUUUAAAUCAUUAUAAAUCUGCUACAAAUUCAACGAAAAAGCAAUUUAAAAUAAAUUCUAAAAAUCUUGAAAUUGUUUUAAGUUUAAAUAAUACUUUAGAAACUGCAAAUGAUAAAUCUUUAUUUUUAAAGUUUUUACAAAAAAUAUUUGUUUGGGAUCCUCGAGAAAGAGCUAGUGUUGACCAAUUAUUAAAUGAUUCAUUUAUUAAAUGA